AUGGCCGAGGUCAUGAAUUCUACUUAUCGACCGUCCAAAGGUUUGGAAGCAGCUGUCACGCAAAAGAAUAAGCUUUUAGAAUACCAGGAAAAUCGUAUAACCCGCACUUCGGUUUACGAUGACCAGGAGAAGGAAAAUUAUAAUAUUUGUAUGGAAGAACCAGAUAUGUUGGAUGAAAAUUUUGCACAGCCAUCGCCCUACGUUGAAAAGGCAGACUGGCUAAAUCAUUAUUGCCCGGAGUAUAUAGAUGCUAACGAAAUGAAUGAAUUGGAAGUGGACGCCGAUGUGGAGUUGAUAGAUGGGUCUUCGACGAAAUGCAGGGUGCAGAGCGAAGAUAUCUGUCGCAUACAAAAUAGUGGAAAAUGUCUGUCAGUGCAUCAGCCACAUGAAGGUCGAACUUGGUAUUCGGCUCAUCGUGGUACGCUUUGGAUUGCAUCUACGGCAAGGCGAGCGAGAACGGAAGAGAUACGAGAAAUUGAGGACUUCUACAAACGUUUAUAUGAAGGAACCGAACUGUCGCUUCCGACGGAAUAUCCAUCUCAGUGUCUUCUGGGUUACGUGGAAGUAGUAGAUUGCUUGGCGCAGGAGCAGUACCAGGAACUGUACCCAAGCGGUGAAUGCGAUGCUCCCUAUGUAUUCGUGUGCAGAAACGCCCAGCAACUUCCGUGCAAUAUACCAAUCGUUGGCAAAAACAAAAUAUAUCAGUUGGAUCCAACGAUUUUCCAUGCUGCCAAGAACGCGCUUGGUUAUGUAGUAAAAAUGAAUGCGUCACGAACGAAUAACGGUGAAUGA
Molecule: messenger RNA, 792 nt
Organism: Soboliphyme baturini
Lineage: Eukaryota; Metazoa; Nematoda; Enoplea; Dioctophymatida; Soboliphymatidae
Source: the annotation of a GenBank genome assembly